This is a messenger RNA of Mya arenaria, 926 nucleotides long. RefSeq lists its product as uncharacterized. The annotation marks the transcript as partial. The record is from RefSeq and is a predicted model, not a curated record. NCBI's taxonomy places the organism in Eukaryota, Metazoa, Mollusca, Bivalvia, Myida, Myidae. The transcript is spliced from 5 exons.
UUCCCCGUUGUCAUGGAAACCAAGGCCGGCGGCCCAUUCAUGCGUUAACUUUUCAAGAAAUUGAAAAUGUAAUAUCAUUUUUAAAGAAUGUUGCAAUUGAUGAAGGACUUCCCAUGCCUGCAGCACCCAGAGGGAGAGCCAAUGACGCACCAGUUUUCCUCCACAGCUCCACCACAAAGAUGAAAAUGCAUAAAUUAUAUGAAAAAUCGUGCAAUGAAGCAGCCACAAAAUGUAUUAAAUAUAGGACGUUCUGCAGAUUGUGGCAUGAGCUUUGUCCAAACAUCAAGAUCGCCACUCCCCAAGAGGACGUGUGUGUCACGUGCGAGAUGUCACGGAAAGGAGUCGCUGAUGCCACGACAGACGACGAGAAGCUAGCUGCUGCAUCAGCUCUCGAGAAACACAUCAAUGCGACCAGAAAAGAGCACAAGGUGUACAAAGACUGCGUUACUACUGCUAUGGACGAAUUGAGAGGCACGGGUCGUCCUACAGAGCCAGUCGAGCCAUGCUCAACUGACUUUCAGCAUGCACAUUACACGUUCGACUUUGCUCAGAAUUUGUGCCUGCCACAUCACAGUCGCCAGAUGGGACCUAUGUACUUUGUCACUCCUAGAAAAGUUCAUUUAUUCGGGUUUCGGGACGACGCCCUUCCGAUUCAGUAUAAUUUUCUAAUCGACGAAGCCGAGACUAUGAUGCAGGAUGGAGGUGGCAUUCACGGGCCAGAUGCUGUAAUUUCGCUCGUGGAUUACGCUCUGACAGAGUUUGGGCACGGGGAGCGAGUGACUACUCUUCAUGCGGACAAUUGUGGCGGACAAAACAAAAACCGCUACCUGCUAGCGUACUUCUGCUGGAGGACCAUGAUCGGCCUUAACGAGGAGAUACGCUAUUUGAUGCAGGUAGCAGGUCAUGCCAGGUGCAUAAUAGACGCU